GGAGCAGCCCUGGAAGCCCAGGUCUUCGUGCGGUGGCCUCGAGAGCCUAGAAGAUGUUUCACGGGAUCCCAGCCACGCCGGGAAUGGGCGCCCCUGGGAAUAAGCCGGAGCUGUAUGAGGAAGUGAAGUUGUACAAGAAUGCCAGGGAGCGGGAGAAGUAUGACAACAUGGCGGAGCUGUUUGCGGUGGUGAAGACCAUGCAGGCACUGGAGAAGGCAUACAUCAAGGACUGUGUCACCCCCAACGAGUACACGGCAGCCUGCUCCCGACUCCUGGUCCAGUACAAAGCUGCCUUUCGACAAGUGCAGGGCUCAGAAAUUAACUCCAUUGAUGAAUUCUGCCGCAAGUUCCGACUGGACUGCCCGCUGGCCAUGGAGCGGAUCAAGGAGGACCGGCCCAUUACCAUCAAGGAUGACAAGGGCAAUCUCAACCGCUGCAUCGCUGAUGUGGUCUCGCUCUUCAUCACAAUCAUGGAUAAGCUGCGUCUGGAGAUCCGCGCCAUGGACGAGAUUCAGCCGGACCUGCGAGAGCUAAUGGAGACCAUGCACAGGAUGAGCCACUUGCCCCCAGAUUUUGAGGGCCGCCAGACCGUCAGCCAGUGGUUGCAGACCCUGAGCGGCAUGUCUGCGUCUGAUGAACUGGGAGACUCUCAGGUGCGCCAGAUGCUCUUUGACCUGGAGUCCGCCUACAACGCCUUCAACCGCUUCCUGCACGCCUGACCUCCAGUGCUUUGUGUGCGCGCGAGGACAUUCAGAAGACAGAUUUAGGAGAUGGUCCUGGGUUCUUCUGCGCUCUUACUUGCCCUGGAUCUGUGUCUGUGUCGUUAGGACCUCACCCCCAUGAAGCUGUGUGACCCUCCUGCCAU
This is a messenger RNA of Dipodomys ordii (Ord's kangaroo rat), 865 nucleotides long. It is a transcript of the gene Vps28, whose product is annotated as vacuolar protein sorting 28 homolog (S. cerevisiae). Lineage: Eukaryota; Metazoa; Chordata; Mammalia; Rodentia; Heteromyidae. The record is from RefSeq and is a predicted model, not a curated record. Gene Ontology annotation, cellular component: ESCRT I complex. The transcript has 11 exons. The coding region runs from base 54 to 719 and encodes 221 amino acids. Gene Ontology annotation, molecular function: protein-containing complex binding. Gene Ontology annotation, biological process: protein transport to vacuole involved in ubiquitin-dependent protein catabolic process via the multivesicular body sorting pathway.